GGUUAAUAGGUACCUUUAUAUUUAAAAAUGUAUGGGAUCUAUCGGAAACAACCAACCGUAUUUCUCCCGAAAGAUUUUUCAUUUCAGCACACAAGUACAUAUAUGAUAAAAAGAUCUUGUAAGAUUUGUACAAUGUGUGAUAACGAUUUUAUUUUCUUUUUUAAGAGAAAAGAAGAACGAUGAUUUUUGUUAACGAAGAAAAUAAGAUUUCCAGAAAAUUCUCUAGAUUUCUCAAUAUUUCGACGUUGACAUACGUGAUAAAAUGCGCAGUCGCAAAAGAAAGUAGAGGGUACUAUUCGGCUGACAAAAGGAUGGGUUACAGUGUUGCGUAGUAGGAAGGAAGAUUGUUUCACUGGUAGCAGGAUUUGUGUUUUUAAUCUUAUGAGAGGAAUUGGUACGAUGAUGAGUGACAUCGGUUCACGUGUCUACGUGCGCUGUGUGAGCACGUCAAUAGAAAAUGUCAGGACUAAGUGUACGAGCGGUGAUAAUGAAUUGUGAUCCUAGUAGUUGUCCUCGUUUGACAAAAGAAUCUUUGUCGGGUGUUCGUCUCUUUCCUGGUCGUUUACGUUGGUACUCGGUAACACCGGUCUCUCAAUACGGUCAACCGUGGAAUGGCAGCAGCCUUAAAAAAGAAUCAUUCACGCAGAAGGUUGGCCGCGCUAACAUUUCUUUCGAAUAUCUCCCUCGAUGGCAGCCACCGCGAUACAAAGUUAGCUGUUCUAUCGCGGAAUGGUGCUGCUCAUGCACGUACCUUGAGCGAUAGUCAGGCUCAUCAGGUUGAUGUUCGUCAAGCCAAUUUGACCGUUUCUACUGAAGAGGUUCUUGAUGACUGUACAGAAGAGCAUUUAAUAUCCUCAUCUGCAAAGCAAACAAGCUCUCCACAAUUAGUGCCAAAGAGUGGUGAACAUAAUUCAUUUAGUUCAAAUUCUGACGGGUUAUUGACUCCUGCAAAGGCAGCAGUGGCUGUAUUCCUAGAACAAGAAAGAAAUUAUCCGCAGCUUUCUACUGGAUUUCAUAGUUCAUUCAGAGAACGUACUAAUACAACUGGCAGUGAAUAUUCUUUACCUGAAAGACGAGUUGGUUCUUUACAAUAUAAAAAACGUAUAACUCAUCAAACAUCAACUCUUUCGGAAGAUAUAAAGCAUCAAUACAAUAGUUCCAAUGAGAGUAUUGGUUCUUUACGCUCUAAACCACAAUCCUCAAAAUCAAAAUCAAAAGUAUCAAAUAAUGUGCAGUCUGGUUCUGCAAAUAGUGGUAUAAUACCAGAAGUUACAAGAGAAUUGCGUUUAAUGCAAAAACCUGUAAAUGGCUAUAAAUUUGGAGAUGAUAGAUUGGUUUUGGUUUCUAAUAAACGUGUGCCAUUUCUAGUAUUUUCUGCUCUUCCAUAUAAUAAAGGACAAAGAUCUAGUUGGUCUGAACUGCGUAAAGAUACAGGCCGAAGAAAAAAUAUUUCCUCACAGAGACCAUUGUCAGCAAUUAAUGAUAAUAUUGAUCCCUUUGGUUUAUUGGGAAUAGAACGUGCUAAAGACGGCCAGGAAAUAUCUUAUGGACAGUUACUUGUUCCAUCUAGACAGUUUCAAAGAGAUAAAAAAUUACAUUUUAGCGAUAAUGAUGCAAUAGAACUUAUUCCUAACAAACAUCCUGUAGUUUCAAGGACAAAAACUAUUACAUGGAAUGUGGAUCACUCCAAAUGGUGUCUAUCGUAUGAUACGGCUACACAUCGUGCUCAACAUUUAACACCCGAAUCUCCACCACUAUCUUUUAAUACUGAUUCUAAAGCUUAUGAUUGGGAUGAGCAAUCAUUACAAUACAAUCCUAAUUUAUUAGAUGAUCCAGAACUCAUAGCUGGGAAGCAUAGGACGCUGCUUACAUUUACAUCGUAUAUGGCAUCAGUUAUUGAUUAUGUAAGACCAUCUGACUUAAAAAAAGAAUUAAAUGACAAAUUUAAGGAAAAAUUUCCCCAUAUACAACUUACUUUGAGCAAAUUAAGAAGUUUAAAACGAGAAAUGAGAAAAAUAGCAAAGAUGGAAUAUGGUAUUGAUCUCCUGACAGUAGCAAUGGCUUAUGUAUACUUUGAAAAACUUAUUCUUCGGAAUGUUGUUACGAAACAAACGCGGAAAUUAUGUGCCGGUGCAUGCUUGCUUCUUGCAGCAAAAUUGAAUGAUGUCAAGGGUGAUGUUCUUAAAUCAUUAAUAGAGAGAAUUGAAAGUGUAUUUCGUCUAAACCGCAAGGAUUUAAUUACAUCUGAAUUUGCUGUUUUGGUAGCUUUAGAAUUUGGUUUACAUCUUCCAACAUGGGAGAUAUUUCCACAUUAUCAGAGAUUAAUAUACGAAUCUUGACCUUCUUUUAUGACAUUUUUCUUACGCAGACCCAGAACAUUUUCAUCAUAACAUUGCUGAACAAGUAUGAAAAGUACAAUGCAUAUAAACUUUUAAGCAAAAGAGGAAAAAAUUUAAAAAUAAGGAUACAUUAUGGUUAUUUACAAAUUUGUUGACCUGCAAUAUCAUAAAAAAACAAUAUAUUGGUAAAAGUUAUAAACAAUUUGAUAGAGUGAUAGAUAAUUUAAUAAACUUGUAAAGAGGAAACGACAAAUGCUUUACAGUCAAUAGGAAUUUUUCAAAUUUUAGAGAAGUCAGUUAUAGAGAUUUAAUCAUACAAAUAAUACAUUUGUGAUUUCUUUAAAUCAUAAGUUCUAAAGAAGAUUUUAUUUUUUGAUAUUUUUUGGCUACUAAUAGAAUGAGUAGCAGAAAAUUUAAUUGAAUAUUUAUUAUAGAUUCGAUAUAAGUCGAAUCUUUUCUGAACAGAGGAAGUGGAAUUUUUUUCAUUUUUUUUUUUUUUAAUCUAGUCAAGUCAAUUUGGUUCAUUUUUGUGAAUUAAGAUUGGCACAGAAUAUGAUAUAAUGUUAAAUAAUAAUAAAUUGUUACUUGCAUAUGUGUGCCUAACACUUUGUUAAAAUAGAAAAGUUACAGUCAUUUUUCUAAUUCAGUUAUAUUUUACAACCUUUUCAUAGCACUUGAAAUACGUAAGAUUGUAUAUAUAAUUUAGAUUCGUAUGAAUUAUAAUUUCGAGACAUUAAUGAGACAUACUCGAGACUACACUAAUAAAUGAAAGAUAUUCAAUACACGUAAUAUAUUCAAACAUAAAAUGAUUGAAAUAAUUAAUAAUGUUGUUACUUAAUUGAAUAAAUUACGAAAGUUGUAUUGUAAAUACAACAUAUGAUGUAUAUUAAUAUUAUCAAAUAUUCUUUGAAAUCCAAAGUAAGCUAUCUAUAAUCGUACUUAUGCUUGAAUUACGCUGAAAAAUAAGGCAAAUUUUCAAAGAAAUAUCUUAUUAUAAAAUUAAUUUUAUAUAGAUUUUUUCAAUUUUAGUUUUCUUUUGUAUUAAUUCUAACGCUAAAAUGUUUCAAUUUUUCAAAUAUUCUUCCCAGAUCGAAGUUUUAUGCAACUUUAAUAUAGCAUUUUACUCAUAACUUUAAAUUUUGAAAUAUUUGUUAGUAACAAAUAAUAUUAAAAAGAUCCGUUUAAAAUAUGCAGGAGUCAUCGGUAGUAUUUAUAACGUUUCAUUCUUAUGUUGAUGUUAUAUCUUCAUACUAACUAACACGUAUUUAUUUUAUUACUGUGUAUAAAAGUUUCUGUUUUAAUAUUUCUUUAAUUUUAUCCAUUGAUUAAUCUAUAUUGAGUAAUAAAUAUUUGUUUAUUGUUAUAAAUAAUUAAUACAAUAAUUAUUAUAAUAUAAAAGUAUAGCGAGAAAGAAGAAAGCCUUAAAGCUUUUUAUUUUUUCAUAUUAAUAAUAUUUAAGAUAGAUUUUGAUUAUAUAAUCUGAAAAGAUGUUAUUAAGCGUAUACGCUUAAAUUAAAAGAAAAUUGUUCUUCAAAUUCUUUUUGUGAAUAUUUUUUUGAAUCUUCAUAUGCAAUUGAAUCCUAAUGUGAUUCAAAUCAAUGAUGCAUACAUUAAAUCUUCAUUAAGUAAAUUUAUUGUAUCCAUCCUAUAUUAAUCACGUGACUUCAUUUUUUUUUUUUGUAAAUUUGUAAAAACAAAAAAAUUGCAAAAAAUUUCAUAUAAAUAUUGCUUUCUAUUCAAAUAUUCGCAGUAUAGGAUUUAGUCAUUGUAAGGACUCGUCACUGGCAAAAAUUAAAAGUUAAAAAUUCAAUCUUCAAAAUUGAAAUUUAAUUUUUUUAACAUUAAUUUUAAAAAUUUGAUAACUGAUUUAUAUCAGUAUUUUUUAUAACUGAUUGACUAUUCUUGCUUGUAAUAUAUUCAAGAAAUUAUUGUGAUUUUCGUUACGAAUCAAUAUGUUUAGAUUCAGUAAUUCGAUAUUAGGUGUAUAUCACACAUAUGUACAAGGAUUUCAGAAUCAAAGUUAUAUAUUUUCUUUUUUUAAAUUUAUUUUUUUUGAAUUUCAUCGAAAAUAGUUCCAAGUUUGUGCCAUAAUACUUAUUUACUUUACGUAAUUUUACUUAAAUAGAGGAACAAUGACGGAUAUUCGUUUUUGUUCAAUGCGCUUUCAUCUCCGACUGAAAAAAAAUGUUCGAGACGUAUUGUACAUAGUUCUUACCUUUAGACUAAGUAAUCUAGUUGUAUAAUGUCACAUAAAAUACCAUAUUCAGGGUAAUUCAAUUGAGAUCACAAAAAAUUCUCUAAUUGUUUGUUAUUCGAUAUUUUCGAGCCGGUUCUCACAAGAUUAGUCGAAAUGACCAUAGUUUACUAUAAUUGUAAACUUCUGUAUCAACACGUCAAAUAUUGUAUCUAUCAUACAUACUUUGUGUGCGUGUGUGCGUGUGUGUGUAUGUGUGUUCGUAUGAAUAUACAUGUGCAUAUGAACUUGUACAUAGAGUGACAGCAUUAAGACUGAAAACUUAAAGAAGUCAGUUUUCAGUUCUCCUCUUCGAUUUUUUCUUAAUCAGUGUGAGGAACUCCCAUGGUAUAAUAUUAUCAGAUAGAAUAUAGAAGGAAAAUGUAGAUGAUGGACUUUGAUAUGAUAUACAUUUGUGGAUGGCGAUUUGAUAGUUGAUGAAUUAGGGUUUGACGAAUGGAUCAACGAUUUUAAAAGUAAAAAUUUGCUCACCAGAGAUUUCUAUACCUAUGUACCUACUUGCAUAAAGUAGUCUUGGACAUUAUGUGAUAUCGUUUUUAUUUGUGUAAUAUUAAAAGAGUUAUUCAUAUUAACAUUCAACCCUAUUACGGUUGCAAAUGACCAUUUUCAAUGUGCUUCAUCAAUGUGCUUUGUAAGAUCGUGAAUAUGUGCUGUGAUUAUUUAAAAAAAGAUUGAUCAAAUCUCAGUCGCUCGUAAAUUUAAAAUGGUCAUUUCAUUUCGAUUUCAUACCAUAAUGAACGUUGCUCCUUGCAAACUCUUUCAGUAGUAAUGUUUGAUAAGCGUGAUGAUCUGAAACUUUUUAAUAAAAACAUUUUCUUUCUAUAGAAGCAUAAGUAAGAUAAAAACGAACGUAUAAAAAAUAGUUUAAAUCAUACGACUAUUGCAAGUUACGCUUAUCAAAUUUUGGAUAAAUGUUCUUGUCGAUUCACUGAAAGAGUUAACAGAAAUAAUAUACGAGUUGUAUGCACUCAUGUACGAUAGCCAGUCAAUUGCAAGAUAACUAUCACGUUAUAGUAUCAUAGGAUGUUCUAAACAGCGAUCGAUAGUUUGUGUACGAUUCUUUUAAGAUAAAAUGAAUAAAGAAUGUAUAAAUACAAAUAAAAUCUAAAGAAAAACAUUUAAAAGCUGUGUUAAAAAUUUUACA
Frieseomelitta varia is the source of this 5737-nucleotide messenger RNA. Its product is annotated as CDK5 and ABL1 enzyme substrate 2. Bases 612 to 2339 code for a protein of 575 amino acids. Gene Ontology annotation, biological process: regulation of cell cycle. The record is from RefSeq and is a predicted model, not a curated record. The transcript is spliced from 12 exons. Lineage: Eukaryota; Metazoa; Arthropoda; Insecta; Hymenoptera; Apidae.